AUGGCCCAGUCCGUGUGGGGCUACGACAGUGACAAUGGACCUGAGCACUGGCAUGAGAACUAUCCCUUGGCCAAGGGAGACAAGCAGUCACCCAUUGAGAUCAACACCAAAGACGUGCAGCACGACUCUUCUCUUGUCUCUUGGCAUGCCAGCUAUGAUCCAGGAGCAGCAAAAACCAUCCUGAACAACGGGCGCACCUGCCGGGUUGUCUUCGAUGACACUUUUGAUCGCUCAGUGCUGAGAGGUGGGCCACUCACUGGAGCCUACCGGCUGCGCCAGCUUCACCUGCAUUGGGGCUCCUCUGACGACCACGGCUCUGAGCAUGUGAUAGAUGGGGUGAAAUAUGCAGCGGAGUUACACAUGGUGCACUGGAAUCCAAAACAUGGCAAUUUUGCUGGAGCUUUGAAACAACCUGAUGGUGUGGCUGUUGUGGGCAUUUUCCUGAAAGUAAGUGGCAAAUAUCCAGUAUUUCUAAUUUUCUGUAUAAUUCUUGAAGAAAUCGAUAACAUUAAGACCAAGGGCAAAGAGGCUCCUUUUAAUCAUUUUGAUCCUUCAAUUCUUUUCCCCAAAUCUCGAGACUACUGGACCUACCAUGGUUCAUUCACUACACCCCCCUGUGAGGAGUGCAUCACUUGGAUUCUCCUGAGGGAGCCAAUUGAAGUCAGCUCAGACCAGAUGGUGAAGCUCCGCAGCCUUUCCAAGAAUGGUGAGAAUGAACCUGUGAACCCCCUGGUUGAUAACUGGCGCCCACCUCAGCCUCUGAAGGGCAGGACAGUGAGAUCCUCAUUCAAGUGA
Messenger RNA from Indicator indicator, 795 nucleotides. Its product is annotated as carbonic anhydrase 3-like. The coding region runs from base 1 to 795 and encodes 264 amino acids. The transcript is spliced from 7 exons. Gene Ontology annotation, cellular component: cytoplasm. The record is from RefSeq and is a predicted model, not a curated record. Gene Ontology annotation, molecular function: zinc ion binding; carbonate dehydratase activity. NCBI's taxonomy places the organism in Eukaryota, Metazoa, Chordata, Aves, Piciformes, Indicatoridae.